Trypanosoma brucei brucei TREU927 is the source of this 1788-nucleotide messenger RNA. RefSeq lists its product as hypothetical. Gene Ontology annotation, cellular component: cytoplasm; nucleus. Gene Ontology annotation, molecular function: RNA methyltransferase activity; O-methyltransferase activity. Lineage: Eukaryota; Euglenozoa; Kinetoplastea; Trypanosomatida; Trypanosomatidae. The record is from RefSeq and is a predicted model, not a curated record. The transcript has a single exon. Bases 1 to 1788 code for a protein of 595 amino acids. Gene Ontology annotation, biological process: piRNA processing; RNA methylation; siRNA processing.
AUGUCCGUAUAUGGGAACGGCGGUGACCACGAGUGGACUCCAUCGUUUUCCCCGCCAUUAUACGUACAGCGGGCGCAGAAAGUGCAAACUUUACUACGGGAGAAUGGGUGUAGCUCGUUCAUUGAUGCCGGUUGUUCGAGUGGCGGACUGCUACGCCAUAUACUGACCUCCCAGUUACAAGAACAUUCUUUCAGUCGCGCGCUCGCGAUCGAUUUGGACAAAGUGGCGUUGCAUGAAGCCAAAGAAGCGAUAACAGCACUAGGAUUCUCAUCCCCCGUUGCACUUCUGCACCCCAUGCACGUUGAGUUCGUUCAAGGGGACCUCACGAAACCACCGGUCUUCACUCCGUUUGAAGAAGACAAGGAAAGGGAACGGGAAAUCGGGAAAGAGGCUACACAACUGGGAGAAGCGGUUCCUCGCACCCAGUUAUCACACCAAUAUGAUGCCGUUAUCUCCAUUGAAGUGUUAGAACACAUAAAUGUUAGUGAUGUUCCCCUCUUCACCGAGGUCCUUUUUGCCCACCUUGCCGCGGCUUGCGGUGCGCGGGUUGUAGUCAUUACAACACCCAAUCGUGAUAGAAAUGGUAUUGGUAAUGCCAAGAGUAAUGUGACCGGUCAGUUAGGAGGUAGCAUUCAACCGCGGUUGAACGGUGCUCCUCACUCUUUGCCAGGUUUACCGUACAACGUGAGACACGAAGACCACAAGUUUGAAAUGACGGCGGCGCAGUUCCGACGAUACUGUGAUUACGUCAUAGAAGCGUAUCAUCCACGCUGGGUAUCUUACACACUGUUUGGAGUUGGGGAGAUGUUUACACAGGGUUCAAUUUUUCAUGCAGGUCCUGAUCGUGUCGCAGUGCGUCGCCAGAAGGUACUGCCAUCCUUACCUGUCACGCUUGAUGCGUUAAAAGAGACACGAUUCCCCCUCUCCCAGCUGUCGGGUGUCCCCCCAUUAACGCCGUCCGACGCAGGAGGGAGUGAGAUCAAUUGGACACAUGAUAUGCUUGCUCGGGGUCGUCUUUUCCCAUGGGAGGAAGUCUUUGGUGAACUGUCAACGCGACCAGACGAAGACAUGUUGUGCUGCAUCAGGACGACCUCUCCUUACUGUAGCCUACCUCCCGUCGAAAUGCCAUAUAAACCGCUAUGGAACCGGAUGGGGGAAGCUGUACGCGGUGCCUUCGCCGCUGCUGCGAGUGAGGAUGAGGUCGUGCAGGAGCAUGACAGUUAUUUGUCAUUUGCGGAUGUGAGCGUCAAUUACCACUAUCGAUUUUUUGCUCCGUUCAACGCGAGUCUUUGCGCGCUAAUAUCGUGUAUGCUGAGGAAAGUGCACCGGCGAAAUGGAAUUUGGAACCCAAACGAUCGUCCAGCACGUCCUCUCGUCAGGUGUUCCGAAUCCGCCUCGGGUUACGUGCGUCUUGUCCUAGCGUGGAUUCUUUACGACUGCUGGGGCGUAGAUGCCCUUAAACGAGGCGUGGGAGACGACUCUUAUGGGUCCGCGCGUCGUACUCUAUCAAGUGAUGAAAUGAAAGUGCUGUUGUUUUUAUCCUCUUUGGGAUUUUUUCCAGGCUCUGUGCACCACCUCCGGAGCGUGCUUCAUCGAGGACGUUUGCUUACAGGUAGCGGUAGGCGAAGAGGGGUUGGAGGCAACAGGCGAGCAGCGAGUGCAACAUCAGGUUGCAGUUCUGAGAUUGACAAGGCUAACCGGGAAAAGAUCCGAUGGCUUUCCUACGCUCUUUUCCAGCACGGCGUUAGUGCACGUCACAUCGCGAGUUGCUGGAAUAAUGUGGCGUAG